Molecule: messenger RNA, 1056 nt
Organism: Arctia plantaginis
Lineage: Eukaryota; Metazoa; Arthropoda; Insecta; Lepidoptera; Erebidae
Source: the annotation of a GenBank genome assembly
AUGACUGUCGUUGUGGCGAAUCCUCAAUUCCCAAUAUAUCCAAUGUUCGGACAACCACCGAUGAUGUCAAUGAUGCCAGCACGGCCUCCUAUGAUGCCAAUGAUGCCAGGACCACCUCCCAUGAUGCCAGGACCAUCUCCGUUGAUGCCAGCCCAGCCGUCGAUAGAUUCAAUAUUACCUCCAUCGCCACCGUUGAACUUGCAGAUGCAAAUAGGUUUUGCGAUAGUAUCAGAUGAUGACGCAACGUCAACAACGACUGAGGUGGCAACAACGACAGAUAAAUCCAAGAAUGAUGAAAUUGCAAUUGCUCUUCCUAUGCCAAUGCCUUUCCCCAUGCCGAUGCCUGCACCAUCGCCUGUAUUGUUCGCUGUUCCGGGUAUGAUGUCUUCAGUUUGCCAGAAGAACAGAAAACACCCUAACUGUCCACCAUGCCCACCGUGCUCUUGCUCUCCAUGUACACCAUCAUUUUUUUCCUAUUGUUCGUCAUGCCACCAGAAAUGUAGAUGUAGAAACCCUAAAGAUGUACCUCUUGUUCCCCCACCAAGGGCACCAUUCCCUCUUCCAGGUCCAGCUUUCCCCAUGCCCUACCCAGGACACUUCCCUAACUCGCCAUUUAUUCCUUAUCCACCAUUUAUUGGACGUCCUAAGAGGCCUAAAAAGGAAAAGUCAAGGGAAGAAGACAGUGAAUGCGAUAGCAGUGAGGACUAUUGGAAGAAAAAGAAGAAGAAAAAGUUGAAUAGGAAACACAAUUACAGCAAAUACAGAAGAAGUAAUAGACGCUUAGAUCUUGACCGCAGUGAUAAUUUGAUUGCUGAGCCAGUUCUCAAUUUUAUGUCUUCUGAUGGAAGAGUUAAACUAGAAAGACGAUUAAGUAAAAGCGAUGUUUCCUUGCUAAUGGGUGAUGACUCUUUGCAGAAUUUUCAAAUAACAACUGUCGAGCCGAUCAAAAGAGUCAUAACAUACCCAUAUAUAAGUAAGGGCAAGAAGAAAAUUAUGUUUAGGCCUCCAGCUGACAUGAUGAUUGGAAAUCUUUCGGUAUCUUUUAAUACAAAAUAG